GCUUCUUUCUGCCAUUUUGGAUCGAUCUCAUGUGAAAGCAUGGCGGUGGAUAUGAGAUUACCAACUGUCCACAAACACAUCUCACUGGCAACAUCACAAACUCACCUGGACAGCAAACAUCUGGUGGUUCCCGGUGAUGUCAUCACAUCUGACACCGGGUUCAUGAGGGGUCAUGGCACCUACAUGGAUGAAGAGCGGCUCACAGCGUCAGUUGCUGGAGAGGUUGAACGAGUCAAUAAACUCAUCUGCGUGAAACCACUCAAGACCAGGUCAACACUGAACACUUCAUUUCUAUUUAACUAUACAGCAGGGCUAUUCAACUUCAUCGACAAAAAAUAUUCAGGAUACAACGGUGAAGUUGGUGAUGUGAUUGUUGGCAGGAUUACAGAGGUGCAGCAGAAACGAUGGAAAGUGGAGACGAAUUCCCGUCUGGAUUCUGUGCUGCUGCUGUCUUCAGUCAAUCUACCUGGAGGAGAACUGAGAAGACGAUCUGCUGAAGAUGAGUUGGCCAUGAGAGAUUAUCUUCAGGAAGGAGAUCUCAUCAGUGCAGAGGUUCAGUCUGUAUUUUCAGAUGGAGCUCUUUCUCUGCACACACGCAGUUUGAAGUACGGAAAGUUGGGUCAAGGUGUGCUGGUACUAGUGUCACCAUCUCUAGUGAAGAGACAGAAAACUCAUUUCCACAAUCUACCGUGCGGAGCUUCUAUAAUCCUGGGGAACAACGGUUAUGUGUGGCUGUAUCCCACACCAGGACAUCAGGACGAGGAGGCAGGAGGAUAUUACACCAGCAUGGAGCCCGUGUCUCUGUCGGAUCGUGAGGUGAUCUCGAGGUUGAGGAACUGUUUGUUGGCUCUGUCAGCUCAUAAGGUGUUGCUGUAUGACACAAGUGUCCUAUACUGCUAUGAAUCCUCCCUUACACACCAGAUUAAAGAUAUUCUUAAGCCAGAGAUCAUGGAGCAGAUCAUCCUCGAGACACGACAGCGCCUGGUUGAGCACGAAGGCUAAAGAACAAAAUAAUUCCAUUUAUUUUCCAAUGACUGUAAUUUUAACAGCAUUCUUUUCAUGCUUGAAAUGUAACAUACAAUUUAUAUACUUAACACUUUGGAAUAAAUACAUACAAAUUAAAAAAAAAAAGUGCAUUAUUGUUGCUUAUACAUAAAAAAAAUAAAUAAAUAAAACUUGA
Molecule: messenger RNA, 1180 nt
Organism: Myxocyprinus asiaticus (Chinese sucker)
Lineage: Eukaryota; Metazoa; Chordata; Actinopteri; Cypriniformes; Catostomidae
Product: exosome complex component RRP4-like
Exons: 9
Coding region: 40-1002 (320 amino acids)
Biological process (GO): TRAMP-dependent tRNA surveillance pathway; CUT catabolic process; nuclear polyadenylation-dependent rRNA catabolic process
Cellular component (GO): cytoplasmic exosome (RNase complex); nuclear exosome (RNase complex)
Molecular function (GO): RNA binding
Source: RefSeq, a predicted model, not a curated record